AUGUCGCUCAAUCUUUCCUGGCCAGCCGCGACCAUGCGGGCAGUCGUUUACCAUGGCACGCCUUUUGAAAUGAUGGUACAAGAUGUCGCCAAGCCAGCCAUCCUGAACGAGACGGAUGUCGUUGUGCGGGUGACCACCUCGGCCGUAUGCGGAUCCGACUUGCACAUCUAUCGCGGCUACAUGGGCGGUGCGGUGCCAUGGACAAUGGGUCACGAGGCCGUCGGCUACAUCUCGGAGAUUGGCGACGCCGUGUCCUCCUUCGCCGUUGGGGACUAUGUCAUCAUUCCCGACACCGUGUCUGAGGAUCAUCUGGAGAUGGAGCCGAGGUCGAAGGAAUACUUCGGCUUCGGGAAUAGUGAGAUGGGUCUAGGCGGUCUGCAAGCUGAAUACGCCAGGGUCCCUUUCGCUGAAGCCAACCUGAUCCCCAUCCCAUUGACUCACGAAACCGCCAAUUCGACGAUCGAGCGCGACUACCUGACCGUUUCGGACAUCUUCGCUACGGGAUGGGCCGGCAUCGACUACACCGGAUUCGAACCCGGCGAUUCCGUCGCCGUCUUCGGGGCGGGUCCCGUUGGGCUGCUUUCUGCCUACUCAGCCAUUCUACGUGGAGCGUCCAAGGUCUACGUCGUCGACCAUGUGAAGGAGCGCCUGGAUCUCGCCGCUUCCAUCGGCGGCAUCCCGAUCAACUUUGCUGACAAAGACCCCGUCGCCCAGAUUCUGGCUAGCGAGCCGGACGGGGUCAUGCGCGCCGUAGACUGUGUUGGCAUGGAGGCGUUGAACUCGAGCCUUGAGAUGAACGAGAGCAUUAUCACACAACAGAUGGUUGACGUAACGCAUUUCAAAGGAGGCAUGGGCCAACUGGGCGUGUAUAGAUCUUGA
Colletotrichum godetiae is the source of this 879-nucleotide messenger RNA. RefSeq lists its product as uncharacterized. NCBI's taxonomy places the organism in Eukaryota, Fungi, Ascomycota, Sordariomycetes, Glomerellales, Glomerellaceae. Gene Ontology annotation, molecular function: zinc ion binding; oxidoreductase activity. The coding region runs from base 1 to 879 and encodes 292 amino acids. The record is from RefSeq and is a predicted model, not a curated record. The transcript has 2 exons.